AAGCAUUUGGUCGAUAUUGAUUUGAAGUUAAAUCUAGUUGAGAGACGGUUGGCUUUUUGUAUUGCUGACAGAGGAAAAAAUGCAAAAGAACAACAUGUCGUGGACUACACAAUUUAUUGUCUGUGUUAUUUUAGCCCUUCAUGGGUUUGCUGAGAGUGAAGCGGAUUCAAUUACCACGACAUCACCGAUUGCGAAUAAUGCAACAACUCCAAACCAUAGCACUCCAAACAACUAUACGGCAUCACCAAUUUCCAAUAAUGCGACCACAGCAAACCAAAACACUCCAAUAAACUCAACGGUAUCAUCAAUUCGGAAUAAUGCGACGACAGCAACUCAAAGCAAUCCAAACAACUCAACGGUAUCGUCGAUUUCGAGUAAUGCGACCACAGCAACGCAUAGCACUCCAAACAACUCAACGGUAUCAUCGAUUUGGAAUAAUUCGACCACAACAACCCAAAGCACUCAAAACAACUCAACGGUAUCAUCGAUUUGGAAUAAUGCGACCACAGCAACACAAAGCACUCAAAACAACUCAACGGUAUCAUCGAUUUCGAAUAAUGUGACUUUAACAACCCAAAGCACUCAAAACAACUCAACGGUAUUAUCGAUUUCGAAUAAUGCGACCACAGCAACCGAAAGCACUCAAAACAACUCAACGGUGUCAUCGAUUUCGAAUAAUGCGACCACAACAGCCCAAAGCACUCCAAACAACUCAACGGUAUCGUCGAUUUGGAAUAAUGCGACCACUGCAACCAAAAUCACCCCAAACAGCUCAACGGUAUCGUCGAUUUCGAGCAAUGCGACCACACCAACGCAUAGCACACCAAACAACCCAACGGUAUCAUUGACUUCGAAUAAUGCGACCACAGCAACCAAAAACACCCCAAACAACUCAACAAUACCGUCUAUUUCAAGUAAUGCGACCACAGCAACACACAUCAUUCCAAAUAACUCAACAAUAUCAUCGAAUAGGAAUAAUGCGACCACAGCAACCCAAAGCACUCAAAACAACUCAACGGUAUCAUCGAUUUCGAAUAAUGCGACAACUGCAACUCCAAACACCCUUAACAACUCAACGGUAUCGUCGAUUUCGAGUAAUGCGACCACAGCAACGCAUAGCACUCCAAACAACUCAACGGUAUCAUCGAUUUCGAAUAAUGCGACCACAGCAACCCAAAACACACCAAACAAAUCAACGGUAUCGUCCAUUGCGAGUAAUGCGACCACAGCAACCAAAAUCACUCCAAACAACUCAACGGUAUCAUCGAUUUCGAAUUAUGCGACAACAGCUAUCCAAAUCAUUCCAAACAACUCAUCGGUAUCAUCGAUUGCGAAUAAUGCGACCACAACAACCGCUAGCACUGAAAACAACGCAACGGUACCAUCGAUUAUGAAUAAUACGACAACGCCAACACCUUCUAUGAACAAGUCGUCAUCGCCUACGGAAUCCACGACAUUGACAACCACUUCUAUCUUAAUGCCGAUCACGACUGACCCAUUUGUGUCGUCUUUUAACAUAAGCAGCCAUUUGAUGUAUAUCGCAGCAAAUCUCUCUGUCAGUGGCAAUGGUUUGACGUUCAAUGAGACAACCCGUAAAAGACUUUUCCAAGACUUCGCUAACGCGAUGAGUAGACUUCUGCAAAAUACAACUGGUUUCAUGAUGAUUCGUGUAACUGGGGUGGAUGAGUCAAAUUUGUUCAGACAAUACAGAGGAAAACGAGAAAUAUCGAAUACGAUAAUAAUCUAUUUUGAAUUGGUUUUGUUGGGUGGAUCAAACUUAACUUCAGUCGAUGAGACUCUGCCUACUAAUGGCACGUUUAACUUCUCUGGUAUUCCUGUGACUGUGAAGGGUUGGGGUGAUCUGAAGAAGGCAAUAGAUGCAACUGAAAAGAAACUAUACGGAGACGUUUGUUCCGUCUAUUCGAGCGUAGACAAGUGCAAAAUGGGCAGCUUUAAGUGUAAUCUCUCACAAGCUUUGAUUACAUGCACCCAUUUAUGUCACAAUUACAAUAAAUGUGGUGAAAAUGGACGAUGCUUUUACAACGAUAUUCAGAAAGAAACCAUGUGCAGAUGCGAUGGUGACGGUGAACAUUAUUACGUUGGAUCAGAGUGUAGAGUCGAUGCGUACAAGUUUGCUCUGCCACCAAGAGCAAUCAUUGGAAUCAGUGCGGGACUGGGCGCGGCUCUACUGCUCGUGAUAGUCGUGCUCGGGGUGAUGAUGAUCCGCAAUAGAAAGGCCAGCAGAAAAGAAGAAAGAUCUGGCGUCGAUCGUGAGGGUGAGUCACCUCGGGAACUCAAGCAUUACGAUGACCUUUGGCCACACAGGCAGUUGGCAACAAACGCGAAUAGCUUUGAUGAGAGACCAUAUAUAAUGACGCAAGACAAUUUCGGAAGUCCGAUAUACAUGUACCGUCCUGAUGACAGAAGUGAACAUCACUAUUCGGAGCUCAAACCUGGAUCCUCUUUAUCCAACCUUAAUUUUCCUGAAUCAAAGUUCGAGAUCAUUCGACCAAAGAUCAUCCUCGGUCGUUAAAAGGAUGACAAGAACUAUUUGCUAUGAAAUCAAGAGUGCGUAUUUCGUGGAAAUAUGCUAUGCUAUCAUACUUUUACCGAUCUCUUUUUCAAUUUGACAUACUAAUUUAUUUAAUUCUAAAUCAGUGUUAAUUUGUUAUUAUCGUCUGUUAAGGAAAACGAUCAUUUACACGUUUAAUGUAAGCGACUUUGUUUGCAUAAAUUGAAUUUGAUUUGUUGUUGAGUUUUUAAUACGCUCAGAUAACACAAUUAUAUUGUUUUGAUAGCUUCAACUUCAAGUGCUAUAUGUUUGUUGUUUUUAUUGAGCAGUUUUUCUACAGCUUAUGUUAUACACAUUAAUUACGAGAUGUGUGCAUGUUUCAUUAAAUAUUUCUUUAGAAGUUGAUUUGCUGCCAACCAAAGUUUUACAGACAUAAACUCGAAACUUUCGACAACUUAAAUAAACAAUCAGCUUUAAAUUACAUUGAACCGAAGGCGAUUGGGUUGUUUCUCGAACUUAUUUUACUUAAUAUCCAUGUAAAAUACAAUGAUUUAAUAGCAGAGCAUAAUGUGGUGUACGACAUCAAGUAUGAAAUCUUCAGGAGUAAAGACACAUCUUCACAUUGGACCAAUGAAAUCACUCGUAAGACGUAAUCAUUAUUGUAAAAGAAAUACGUGAAUUGUGCAUAUACUUUAAGUUCGAAAUCAUUCGACCAAAGAUCAUUCUCGGUCGUUAAAAGGAUGACAAGAACUAUUUGCUAAAACUAUGAAAUCAAGAGUGCGUUUUUCGUGGAAAAAUGUGCUAUGCUAUCAUACUUUUACCAAUCUCUUAUUUUAAUUGACACACUUCUCUAUUUCAUUCUAAAUCAGUGUUAAUUUGUUAUUGUCGUCUGUUAAGGAAAAUGAUCAUUUACACGUUUAAUGUAAGCGACUUUGUUGGCAUAAAUUGAAUUUGAUU
Dreissena polymorpha is the source of this 3469-nucleotide messenger RNA. Its product is annotated as mucin-5AC-like. Lineage: Eukaryota; Metazoa; Mollusca; Bivalvia; Myida; Dreissenidae. The transcript is spliced from 10 exons. The record is from RefSeq and is a predicted model, not a curated record. The coding region runs from base 80 to 2533 and encodes 817 amino acids.